AUGUCGAAAAGCACCUCCAACAACAGAGCCAAACUGGCCAGCACAUCUUCCAACGAUGUGAAGUCCAAGAAAACAACGUCAUCAAACAACUUCAGUAACGGCAAAGUUGCCGGCAACAAAAACAUCAACAACAUCAAAACCACCAGCAACAACAACAACCUUAAAAACAACAACAACAACAACAUCAAUAACAACAACAACAAUGCCAACAAAGUCAACAUAAGCCAAAGCAUCAGCAUGAACUGCGUGCAAAAUGAUUCAAAAAAAGAAAACUGCACAGUUGGCGACUGUUUGAAUUGGCCAACAUCAACAAACAAGACACCUAAAACUACAACAGCCAAUGGAAAAAAAUGCGAUCGUAUUGUUUUUGAAAACGCCGAUGUUGGCAGCGGCCACAAAAGCCUCAAAAACGAUGACGACAACGACUGCUCGCUUAUCUCCUCAAAAAUGGAAAAUUUAUUCCUCGAUGACGACGACGAUGAAAAAAUUAUCUACUAUAGUAACGAUAACAACACCGAUGACAGCAAAACGAACAGCAAUAAUAAAUUAAAGCUAUCCACUAAGCCAGCCACUAAAACUCGCAACGGCAGCAUCAACAGAUCCCGAUUGAAAACGAAACCAACCUUGAAAACGACGCAGGACCCCCGAAUGGAGGACCUCAUCUCACAUCGCUUCCACAGAGAAAGCAAGCAGGAACGAGAACGCAUCGAAUCAGAAAAAGCGGCUCUGAAAAAACAAACCGAUGCCGAGAUGGCAUCACUUCUGAGGAAGAAGGCGAACCAGAAGUCCAACAAAACCUCUCAACUGCGUUCCAUCGCCAUUUCUAAAAAUCUGGAUUUCAGCGUCGGUAGCAGGAGUGGCGACGACUCGGGCUCCGAGUGGAAAAUGAGUCGCUUCAAAAAUGCCACUAGUAAGAUAAGCACUGUGAAUGCUCUGAAGAAUGAGACUAGAACUUCAAAAGAAAGAAAUGGAUUUCAGAAGACUGAACAGAAGAAAACAGAUAAAAGAAGCCAUAAAGAUGAAGAAAUCGAAAAUGAAACCAUUACAGGCCACGGGUACAAAGAUGAGUUGGGAUUUUCCAAUUUUGUCGAUGAUCCUGAUAAUGAUAUCGACGAUAUUCUCAAGCAAGCUUGCAAGGGAAACGAUGGUGAUAAUGGCGAUGACGUCAUCGUCAACAGCAACAAAAAUAAGUUCAUCUUCUUCAACGACGACGACGAUAAUGAUAACUACGCCGCUGAUAAUAGUGGUGACGAGUUCUCGCCCCCAUCUGGCCACCCAUACACGAGCAGGGGGGGUCGGGGUGGCUCUGAAGUGGAGGCAGGCCUUCAUGAGUCGUCUGCCUAUGAGGCUUUCAACAAACCAGGCUUAUUUCAGAUCUGA
Helobdella robusta is the source of this 1380-nucleotide messenger RNA. RefSeq lists its product as hypothetical. The record is from RefSeq and is a predicted model, not a curated record. Bases 1 to 1380 code for a protein of 459 amino acids. The transcript has 2 exons. NCBI's taxonomy places the organism in Eukaryota, Metazoa, Annelida, Clitellata, Rhynchobdellida, Glossiphoniidae.